Molecule: messenger RNA, 3569 nt
Organism: Acinonyx jubatus (cheetah)
Lineage: Eukaryota; Metazoa; Chordata; Mammalia; Carnivora; Felidae
Gene: PTPRA
Product: protein tyrosine phosphatase receptor type A
Exons: 21
Coding region: 906-3344 (812 amino acids)
Biological process (GO): protein dephosphorylation
Molecular function (GO): protein tyrosine phosphatase activity
Source: RefSeq, a predicted model, not a curated record
UUUAAACCAUUUUGGAAUAUGUUUUUUUGGAAUAUUGCGUGAAAUGAGCUAAUUUACUUUUUGCCCAAUCAGUUUAGUAGUGGAUUUUUUUUAUGUUUAUUUUUGAGAGAGCGAGUGAGCACAAGUGGGGGAGGGGCAGAGAGAAAGAAGGACAGAGGAUCCAAAGAGGGCUCCAUUCUGACAGCAGUGAGCCUGAUGUGAGGUUCGAACUUGCAAACUGCGAGAUCAUGACCUUAGCUGAAGUCGGAUGCUCAACCGACUGAGCCACCCAGGUACACCAGUUUAGUAGUUUUCCUAGUACUGUUUAUUAAAUAAAUAUUUAUCUUUUUCUGAUUUGAAAUGCUUUAUCAUAUAUGGAAUCUGUUACUUGUUAGUCUGUUCCUGUAUCAUUACCAGAGAGGUUUGUUUUUUUAAAAAAAUGUUUUUUAGUGUAUGUUUAUUUUUGAGAGACAGAAUGUGAGUGGAGGAGGGGCAGAAAGAGAGGGAGACACAGAAUCCAAAGCAAGCUCCAGGCUCUGAGCUGUCAGCACAGAGUCCUAUGCGGGUCUUGAACUCACCAGCCUCGAGACCAUGACCUGAGCUGAAGUUGGAUGCUUAACUGACUGAGCCACCCAGGUGCCUCUGGGUAUUGUUUUAGACCAGUGUUUAGUUCUGAAACUUUUUGCUGUGUUGUUUCUGGUCAUUUUUACACAUGGGUCACUCAGAGGUAUGUCUAGUAUUUUGUACACAUAUUUAGAAAAUUUGUUUCCCUAACUCCCUCUUCACCAUGAUCCUCCCCCCUACUCUCUAGUUGGGCUGGAGUUGGAACUCCGUUUCAUUAUGCCAGGGUGGAGAUAGACUACGUGCCUCUACCCAUAUUCUCCACAGCUGCACCAUGGGGAGGGAGAAAAAGUGCUGCCUCGUUAAUGCAGGAUUGGAAGACAGAACUCUGCUCACAGUUUCUGGGCCACAGUGAGGCCAGCAUGGAUUCCUGGUUCAUUCUUGUUCUGCUUGGCAGUAGUCUGAUACGUGUAGGUGCCAACAAUGCAACCACAGUUUCACCUUCAGUAAGCGUUACAAGAUCUAUGAAAACAUCAACAACAGCAUCAGUUAAAGAAGAGACCAAAACUUCAAGUCCUGCUUCUUCAGUAACUUCUCUGUCUGUGGCACCAACAUUCAGCCCAAAUCUAACACUGGGACCCACCUAUGUAACCACUGUCAAUUCUUCAGACUCUGACAAUGGGACCACAAGAACAGCAAGCACGGAUUCUGUAGUCACUACAAUUUCACCGAAUGGAACGUGGCUUCCAGAUAACCAGCUCACAGAUGCCAGCACAGAACCUUGGGAGGGGAACUCCAGCACCGCGGCAACCACCCCAGAAACUUUCCCUCCUUCAGAUGAGACGCCAAUUAUUGCAGUGAUGGUAGCCCUGUCCUCUCUGCUCGUGAUCGUGUUUAUUAUCAUAGUUCUGUACAUGUUAAGGUUUAAGAAAUACAAGCAAGCUGGGAGCCAUUCCAAUUCUUUCCGUUUAUCCAAUGGCCGCACUGAGGAUGUGGAACCCCAGAGUGUGCCACUUCUGGCCAGGUCUCCAAGCACCAACAGGAAGUAUCCACCCCUACCCGUGGACAAGCUGGAAGAGGAGAUUAACCGGAGAAUGGCUGAUGACAAUAAGCUCUUCAGAGAAGAAUUCAAUGCUCUCCCUGCUUGUCCUAUCCAAGCCACCUGUGAAGCUGCCUCCAAGGAGGAAAACAAGGAAAAAAAUCGAUAUGUCAACAUCUUGCCUUAUGAUCAUUCUAGAGUCCAUCUGACACCAGUUGAAGGAGUUCCAGAUUCUGAUUACAUCAAUGCUUCAUUCAUCAAUGGCUACCAAGAAAAGAACAAAUUCAUUGCUGCACAAGGACCAAAAGAAGAAACAGUGAAUGAUUUCUGGAGGAUGAUCUGGGAACAAAACACAGCCACCAUUGUCAUGGUGACAAACCUGAAGGAGAGAAAGGAGUGUAAGUGUGCCCAGUACUGGCCAGACCAAGGCUGCUGGACCUAUGGGAAUAUCCGAGUGUCAGUAGAGGAUGUGACCGUCCUGGUGGACUACACAGUGCGAAAGUUCUGCAUUCAGCAGGUGGGCGACAUGACCAACAGGAAGCCACAGCGCCUCAUCACUCAGUUCCACUUUACCAGCUGGCCAGACUUUGGGGUGCCUUUCACCCCGAUCGGCAUGCUCAAGUUCCUCAAGAAGGUGAAAGCCUGUAACCCUCAGUAUGCAGGGGCCAUCGUGGUCCACUGCAGUGCGGGUGUAGGGCGUACAGGUACCUUUGUUGUCAUUGAUGCCAUGCUGGACAUGAUGCAUACAGAGCGGAAAGUGGACGUGUAUGGCUUCGUGAGCCGGAUCCGGGCACAGCGCUGCCAGAUGGUGCAAACAGAUAUGCAGUAUGUCUUCAUAUACCAAGCCCUUCUGGAGCAUUAUCUGUACGGAGAUACAGAACUAGAGGUGACCUCUCUAGAAACACAUCUGCAGAAAAUUUACAACAAAAUCCCAGGGACCAGCAACAAUGGAUUAGAGGAGGAGUUUAAGAAAUUAACAUCAAUCAAAAUCCAGAAUGACAAGAUGCGGACUGGAAACCUUCCAGCCAACAUGAAGAAGAACCGGGUUUUACAGAUCAUUCCAUAUGAAUUCAACAGAGUGAUCAUUCCAGUUAAGAGGGGUGAGGAGAACACCGACUACGUGAAUGCAUCCUUCAUUGAUGGCUACCGACAGAAGGACUCCUACAUCGCCAGCCAGGGCCCUCUUCUCCACACCAUUGAGGACUUCUGGCGAAUGAUCUGGGAGUGGAAAUCCUGCUCUAUCGUGAUGCUAACAGAACUGGAGGAGAGAGGCCAGGAGAAAUGUGCCCAGUACUGGCCCUCGGAUGGAGUAGUGUCCUAUGGAGACAUCACAGUAGAGCUGAAGAAGGAGGAGGAAUGUGAGAGCUACACCGUCCGAGACCUCCUAGUCACCAACACCAGGGAGAACAAGAGCCGGCAGAUCCGGCAGUUCCACUUCCAUGGCUGGCCCGAAGUGGGCAUCCCCAGCGACGGAAAGGGCAUGAUCAGCAUCAUCGCAGCCGUGCAGAAGCAGCAGCAACAGUCAGGGAACCACCCCAUCACUGUGCACUGCAGCGCAGGGGCAGGACGGACGGGGACCUUCUGUGCCCUAAGCACAGUCCUGGAACGGGUGAAAGCAGAGGGGAUUUUGGACGUCUUCCAGACCGUCAAGAGCCUGCGGCUACAGAGGCCACACAUGGUCCAGACACUGGAACAGUAUGAGUUCUGCUACAAGGUGGUGCAGGAAUAUAUUGACGCAUUUUCAGACUAUGCCAACUUCAAGUAAGAGGCGAUGAGACCCGGUGGACAGGAAAAUUGCCUUUAAUAUUUUGUAAUAUUCUCUUUUGUUAAUAUACCCAAAAUUGUGUAUAUAUCUUAUAACUGUUUUAGAAAUUGGUACAUAGGCUUCUAUUACCUAUUAGGUGGAGAUUUUAUAUGUAAAUGUGUUAGCACUGAUAGUCCUUUUUCCAAUGUUUUAUUGGGGAAUUAAAUAGUGUGAUGUUUGGAUUGA